Capsella rubella is the source of this 2225-nucleotide messenger RNA. RefSeq lists its product as uncharacterized. Bases 399 to 2039 code for a protein of 546 amino acids. The record is from RefSeq and is a predicted model, not a curated record. Lineage: Eukaryota; Viridiplantae; Streptophyta; Magnoliopsida; Brassicales; Brassicaceae. The transcript has 2 exons.
CCCAAUAUGUUUUUGAAUUAAAAAAGAAAUGAAAAGUAAAAAUAUAAAAAUAAAAGAAGAAGUCCUCCAGCAGCUUAAAAGAGCACAUCUCUUUACUCAAUUCACGAUUCCCCUGUCUCGUAAUCUCUCUCUCACUUGCCUCUUCUCGAGUUUUCUCCAUUUCUUCGGUCUUCUUUGAGACCAAAUCCGGAGAAAGUUGAUGUUCUUACAGCACAAACAGACACAAACACAUACAUGUGUUGUGUCUCCAUAAUCCCAUUAUUACUCACUCACCACCAAUUCACACUUCUCUCCUAAAUUCCCAUCCUUUUCAGAUCCAACACUCUCCAAUACCCAGAUUACCCAAAAGAAGCGAAAUUGAAACAAAACCCAUCUGAGAGCAGAAUCAAGGGGAGAGAAUGGGAGUGAUAUUUGACUCAUGGUGCUUUUGCAAAGGAGUAGGCAAAAGUGAGAAGAUGAAAGCUUCCAUUUUCUCCGGCAAAGCUCCGGCGAUGGCUCGUAUCUCUGUCUCCGGGCCAAAUGGGGUUACUUCCGGCACUGGAUUCCUCAUUCACAGGAAUCUUCUUCUGACCACUCACCUCAAUCUCCCUUCCAUCGCCGCCACCGAAACCGCGGAGGUCCGCCUUCAGAACGGUGUUGCCGCUGCUCUCUUCCCUCACAGGUUUUUCAUUACAAGCUCGGUUAUUGAUCUCACCAUUGUUGGCUUAGACCUUGUUGAUGGAGAUUCAAAUUCUCAGAGCCAAACCCAACAGCCACAUUACCUGAAAACAUGUUCCAAACCAAACCUGGAUCUAGGAAGUGUGGUGUACCUCUUAGGCUAUGCUGCUCAGAAUGAACUAAAGAUUGGCGAGGGGAAGUUAGUGGUAGCCACUGAUAAUCUCAUCAAACUCUCAACUGAUGAAAUGAUCUGGAGUCCUGGAUCUGCUGGAUUUGAUGUUCAAGGGAAUCUCGCAUUCAUGAUCUGUGAUCCAAGGAAGCUUUCGACAUCACCAGCCUCAAACUCGUCAUCUUCCUCUUCGUCAUUGAGAAAAGAUAACAACAAGACACUAAUGAUGCAGUUUGGUAUACCCAUACCAGUUAUCUGUGACUGGCUUAAUCAGCAUUGGGAAGGUAGUUUGGAUGAACAUACGACAAAACCCAAGUUGCCUCUCAUUCGGUUAAUGUCUUCUGGUCAGAAGAGCGAGCGUUCUUGUACUUCCUUCACCAUGCGCAGUGUUUUCAAGCCAAACGACUCUGCUGAUGUUGGAACCCCAUCUUCAUCUAACAAUAGAGAUCAAAUUCAUCCCAGCUCUUCCAUCGCUGCUGAUGAAGAAAAAGAAGAAGAAACCUCAAAAGCCAAUCCUCAAGGCGGCAGAACUUCUACUCAUGGGCAGGGUAUCCCAACCCCUGAGAUAUAUGAAUCCCCAAAGUUGACUUCUGGUCCUUUAAGAAAUGAGACAGGUCAAGUACACCUUUUGGAUAUCAACUUUCCUCCACGGAUACCUAAAGCUAUAACCUUUCUUCCUGAGCUCAACUCUCUUCAGGGUAACAACAUGGUGGAAGAGGCUGACACUGCCUCUGAAGGAUCAGAUGCGCAAAUUGCUUCGACAGGUUCAGUUAACGGUGCUCUCAGUGAGGUCAUCUCAUGUUCACCGCCAGCAGCAGCUCACUAUGUAUAUAACAAUCAUGGAUACAGCAGCGAGGAAGAGACGAUGUAUUCUGCAGAAACAGCAGAAAGCCGAAACUACCCUACUCCUCCAAGGAAGAGUGAGUUUCAUCAUGAGAGAGUUGGAAGGAGCCAAAGUUGUGUUAGCUCCAGCAGAUGGGGAACUCCUCAAAAGAGUUCGGAUGGUAGAAGAGCAAUGCUGGAGAAACAGAGAAGCUUCGUCCAUGGAAAGAAGAUGCAAUCACAAGGAGCAAUGUCACAGAGGAGCAAUGACUAUUACAGCCCAACGGUAUCAUCCAUCAUGAAGAAGAGGAAUAAUAGUUCAGAGCAACAUAUUUUCAAACCGGUACCUAGACCUAGAGCUGUUAGUUCUUCCCCAAGAUGGGCAUUCUGAGACCAAUACAGACCAGAGAAAGAGCCACACCUUCAUAGAAAGAGAGACAUCUUUAUUUAGAUUUAAAUGUCUUUCGUUCUUGUAUAACAAAUUUUAUUUCAACUCUUGUGCAGACAUAUUGAAGAGAACACAACAAAUAGGAAACAUAUAGUCUUGAAUGGUUCGGGUUAAGCCCAAAGAGCAAUC